Messenger RNA from Trachymyrmex cornetzi, 4676 nucleotides. RefSeq names its product alpha actinin (gene Actn). Gene Ontology annotation, molecular function: protein binding; calcium ion binding. The transcript has 15 exons. The record is from RefSeq and is a predicted model, not a curated record. The coding region runs from base 167 to 2932 and encodes 921 amino acids. NCBI's taxonomy places the organism in Eukaryota, Metazoa, Arthropoda, Insecta, Hymenoptera, Formicidae.
UUACGGAUACGGAGUUAAGGCGGGGUAGGGGAAAUCGUGCGCCGGCGAGCAAAUCGUAUAUGUCAGAUUCGUGGCAGAGGGGUCAGCGCGAGGGAAGGAACGACACGAAAUCGAACGUUUUCUGGGCUUAGUGGGAACGUGAGACACGCACACACAAGCGGGCAGGAUGAACGACAUGGAGGCCUACGGGGAUGGAUACAUGGCACCCGAGGAGGAAUGGGAGAGGGAGGGUCUCUUGGAUCCCGCUUGGGAGAAGCAGCAAAAAAAGACAUUCACAGCUUGGUGCAACUCGCAUCUACGCAAAGCAGGCACUGCCAUCGAAUCGAUCGAAGACGAUUUCAGGAAUGGGUUGAAACUGAUGUUACUGCUUGAGGUCAUCUCAGGUGAGACUCUUCCGAGACCAGACAGGGGCAAAAUGAGGUUCCACAAGAUUGCCAACGUGAACAAGGCCCUCGAUUAUAUCGCUAGUAAAGGCGUUAAGCUGGUUUCAAUUGGUGCGGAAGAAAUCGUUGACGGUAAUCUAAAGAUGACUUUGGGAAUGAUAUGGACCAUUAUCUUGAGAUUCGCAAUCCAGGAUAUCUCUGUAGAGGAGAUGACCGCGAAGGAAGGACUGUUACUUUGGUGCCAACGCAAAACGGCACCGUACAAGAAUGUCAACGUUCAAAACUUCCAUUUAUCCUUCAAGGACGGUCUCGCGUUCUGCGCUCUUAUCCAUCGUCAUCGGCCUGAUUUGAUCGACUACAAUAAACUCAGCAAAGACAACCCCCUGGAGAACUUGAACACUGCCUUCGAUGUCGCUGAAAAGUAUCUCGACAUUCCUCGCAUGUUAGAUCCCGAUGAUUUGAUCAACACUCCCAAGCCGGAUGAGCGAGCUAUCAUGACGUAUGUGUCCUGCUACUACCAUGCGUUCCAAGGUGCCCAGCAGGUCAAUAUGCGAAAUACGGCAAUGCCUGAUGAGAGAGCUGUGAUGACCUAUGUUUCCUCAUACUACCACUGUUUUAGCGGUGCUCAAAAGGCAGAGACAGCGGCUAACAGAAUCUGCAAGGUACUGAAGGUGAACCAAGAGAACGAGCGUCUCAUGGAGGAAUACGAGCGCUUGGCUUCCGAUUUACUCGAAUGGAUACGACGAACGCUACCAUGGCUCGCGAAUCGACAGACUGAUAAUUCCCUCGCUGGUUGUCAGAAGAAACUGGAGGAGUACAGGACAUAUCGGCGCAAACAUAAGCCGCCGCGUGUCGAACAGAAAGCCAAGCUGGAAACGAAUUUCAAUACUCUUCAGACGAAACUGAGGUUGAGCAAUAGACCGGCGUAUAUGCCCACAGAAGGAAAAAUGGUGUCCGACAUAAAUAAAGCGUGGAGAAAUUUGGAGUUGGCCGAAAAGACGUUCGAGGAUUGGUUAUUGUCCGAAAUGAUGCGUCUAGAGCGACUGGAACAUUUGGCGCAAAAAUUCAAGCACAAGGCAGAUGCUCACGAGGAUUGGACCGCCGGCAAAGAAGAGAUGCUCACGUCUCAACACUUCCGGCAGUGCAAAUUAAACGAACUUAAGGCCUUGAAAAAGAAGCAUGAAGCUUUCGAAUCAGACCUCGCUGCUCAUCAGGAUCGCGUAGAACAGAUCGCGGCUAUUGCUCAAGAACUUAACACCCUCGAGUAUCACGAUAGCGCAUCUGUGAACGCCAGAUGCCAACGCAUUUGUGAUCAAUGGGAUCGCUUGGGUACGCUCACUCAACGUAGACGUCAAGCUCUCGAUGAAGCCGAGAAAAUACUGGAGAAGAUAGACGUCUUACAUCUGGAAUUUGCCAAGCGCGCUGCUCCAUUCAACAAUUGGUUGGAUGGAACUAGAGAAGAUCUAGUGGACAUGUUUAUCGUCCACACAAUGGAGGAAAUCCAAGGUUUAAUGGACGCACACGCUGCAUUCAAGGCUACGCUGGGCGAAGCAGAUAAAGAGUACAAUUCAAUUGUAGGAUUGGUGCGCGAAGUCGAAUCCAUAGUCAAGCAAUACCAGAUUCCUGGCGGCCUAGAGAAUCCUUACACUACUCUCACUGCAAUGGACCUUACUAAGAAAUGGAGCGAUGUUAGACAAUUAGUCCCUCAACGCGAUGGUACUCUAGCAGCUGAACUUCGCAAACAACAAAAUAAUGAACUGCUUAGACGACAAUUCGCUGAAAAAGCCAAUGUUGUUGGACCAUGGAUAGAACGUCAGUUAGAUGCCGUAACUGCGAUUGGUCUCGGUCUUCAGGGAACUCUCGAGGAUCAGUUACAUCGUCUGAAGGAGUACGAACAGGCUGUAUAUCAAUACAAGACUCAUCUUGAAGAAUUGGAGAAGAUUCAUCAAGCGGUUCAGGAAGGUAUGAUCUUUGAGAACCGCUACACUCAGUAUACCAUGGAAACGCUGCGUGUUGGUUGGGAACAGCUUCUGACAUCGAUCAAUCGCAACGUUAACGAAGUCGAAAAUCAAAUUCUCACCAGAGAUUCAAAGGGUAUCACUCAGGAGCAGUUGAAUGAAUUCCGCAGCAGUUUCAAUCAUUUCGACAAAAACAGGACAGGUCGAUUGGCACCGGACGAAUUUAAAUCUUGCCUCGUGUCUCUGGGAUACUCUAUUGGGAAGGACAGACAAGGCGACAUCGACUUCCAACGAAUCCUGGCCAUUGUCGAUCCUAAUAAUUCAGGCUAUGUGCACUUUGACGCUUUCCUCGAUUUCAUGACACGUGAGUCUACUGAUACUGAUACAGCGGAACAGGUCAUCGAUAGUUUCCGCAUUCUCGCUGGUGACAAGCCUUACAUCUUGCCAGAUGAAUUGCGGCGAGAAUUACCACCGGAUCAGGCGGAAUAUUGCAUUCAGCGAAUGCCUCCAUACAAAGGACCGAGCGCUGUGCCUGGAGCAUUGGACUAUCGCUCUUUCUCAACGGCUCUAUAUGGUGAAUCUGAUUUGUAAAUUUACGUAAUAAUCGAUAUUAUUCGAAGCGGAAUAAUAUCAAAAAAAAAAGAUACAAAAAGCGAAUCAGAUAUUGUCAAUUGACAAGUGAACGCCUCAAAAUUACUCCUACUAUUUUAAUACUUUAACGCAUCAACGUAUUUUCAUGUGGCGAUACGUUUUACAAAAAUGAAACUCAGUAUGAGAGAGUACAAUACAUUCAAUAAUACGUUCAUUACACUAAAUAUUAAUAAUUGUACGUACGUGUGUAUGUAUGUAUACGUAUGCAUACACACUCAAGGUUAUUGGAAUGUUUGAGGUAAGAAAGAACAGAUGGUGUCAUUUUAACGCAAAGGGAUCUAAGUGUGUCAAAAUAGAUAAUUAAGAAUUCUUCCACAUGAAUGGAAAUCACAUAUCAAAUAUACAAGGAAAGAGGAUUUACGUAACUUAUAUAAGUCUGUUAACGUGACAAUAAUGAGUAUCAAAUAUAUUUAGAUACCUUUCGUUAAAAAGAUAAGAAACGUAAAUAUAUGUAGACACGAAGUUCGAAAUCAAUGUACUCUUCUAGAACGUUUUGCUACAUGCUUGCUCUUUUAUUCUUUUAUGUAGUCUACACCGAAACGAAACGGCUCGAAUUUUCUUUUUUUUCUUUUUGGAAUAGUAAGUGCCAAUGUUAGAUAAGAUCUUGUGCAAUUCUUGUCUUGUAAUAGAAAGGAAUUGCGUCUUAGACUGGUAAUUGUGGCAAAAAGAAAAGGCUCACAUAAUUGGAUAUGCAUAGUUAGUGAGUGCAUUGAUACUAGAGGCUCUCCAAAUUAUUAUUAGAAUAGCAUUACUGGAUAUUUAUUCUAAAGUAAAUCCUAAUAGCCUACAUUUUAUAUUUGAUUAUACAGCGAAAGAGAUAUAUAUACAUAUAUUUUUAGACUUGCGAUUUUUGCUAUUGUAACAUAACAAUUUAACAAUGUUUUUGGAUUGAAUUUUUCUGACCGAAUCCAUUGUAUCUUCAUUAUAUUUUAUAAUUGUAUUAUGUUCGUCGAUAACUUAAACGUGCCCCUUUAAAAAUUGCCAAGUUUUAUACAUUACAUAUCGGGUGCACAUUCCGUAAGGCCAUAGAUCAAUGUUCGCACAAACGUUAAAUUAAAAGAGAAGUCGUCAAGAUAUUAAAAUUCAAAGAAAUAAUAAUAACGAGUCCUUAACGAUAUAUAAAUCGAUCUUCUCGCUAAGUAUCCAGAAAACGUACGCUCGAAAUCGAAUAAUGCCCAUAUUUUUUUUAAUAAGCGCGGCACUACGAAUCUUUAAACGACAAGCCGUCGCCUUGUAAAUCGUAUGUUAAAGAUAUUGCGAGACGAAUAUGCUGAACGAAGCAAAUUAUUUAUUUAUUUGACUUUAAUAAUUAUUUAUUAUAUCGCUCCGAUAUAUAUCUAUUUUACGGUAGUGAACGGAACACUUUUCUCUCAAAGUAUUUAUUUUUAUAAAUAUCUGCAAAGGGCGAUAAGGCGCUAAUUGUAAUAUAGAGUUCAUCGUGUAAAUCUCCAAAUCGCAGCUAUCAUUUCUUGUAUCACAGUUUAAAUGCGACGCAGCCUUAGCAAAAGUGAAGUCAGAGUCAUCAUUAUUGUUUAAAUCGUUGUGAAAAGUCAAUCUCUCGAUAAAAAUACUCGUGUGUGAAAUACAAUUAUUUUUAUUGUAAUAAAAAAAAGUAUACUGUGUAAAUUUCUUUCUUAUUUCUUUCUUUUUUCUCUGUGUUUUGCUUAUUGCGGCUAUAAUGAGC